AUUGCUAUAUACACGGCCACAUCACGCGGUCGGAUGCAGCUCAUCUAUGGUGGCCAGCCAUUCAUCUUUGAGAAAACCCUGAAGCUAUCGACGGGCGAGGAGAAACGUUAUUGGCGUUGCAAUCAGUGGUGGAAUCAGAAGUGUCGCUCCCGUGUUUUUACAAUCAAUGAUAUUGUUUGUCCCUUGAACCGUUUCCACACGCACGAGGAGAUUGUGCGGCGCAAGAAACGAGUACGUCGAGUGCCUGUGCCUGAUGCCAAUGCCACUACCAAUGCUAAUACCAAUGCCAAUGCCAAAAUGUAUAAAACAACACGGCAACAACAACAGCAAACACAGCAGCAACACGAUCAGCAACAGCAACAACAACAGCAGCAGCAGCAUCACCAACACCUCCACCAACAGCAGCAAUUAGCUAGCGAUGCUAUGCUGACCACCACGCUGACGGAUGAAUCCUCGGCCACCAUCGAUGUCAAUGAGCUGGGGAUGCAUUUAAAGUACGAGGAGAUUGUGGCCGAUGUGACGGGCAUUGUGGGUGCAACACACUCUCAUGCGCGGGUCCUAAGCCGCAAGAAGUGAGCUUAAAGGACAUACUUAUAGUUUAUAUUUUUAUUUUUAAUAUAAUAUAAUUAAUUAAACAUUCAGCUUAUAUGGUAGACACCCCAAUUAUUCAAGUAUGCAAUUUCAAUAAACUUAAAAAAGGCUUCAACAGCGCAAGCGA
Molecule: messenger RNA, 718 nt
Organism: Drosophila innubila
Lineage: Eukaryota; Metazoa; Arthropoda; Insecta; Diptera; Drosophilidae
Product: forkhead box protein O
Exons: 1
Coding region: 34-576 (180 amino acids)
Source: RefSeq, a predicted model, not a curated record